Messenger RNA from Vollenhovia emeryi, 1308 nucleotides. RefSeq names its product matrilysin-like. Lineage: Eukaryota; Metazoa; Arthropoda; Insecta; Hymenoptera; Formicidae. Bases 1 to 1308 code for a protein of 435 amino acids. The transcript has a single exon. Gene Ontology annotation, cellular component: extracellular matrix. The record is from RefSeq and is a predicted model, not a curated record. Gene Ontology annotation, biological process: proteolysis. Gene Ontology annotation, molecular function: zinc ion binding; metalloendopeptidase activity.
AUGACCACAAUGUUCGCACGCAUCAUAGUUACCUGUACAGUAGCUACGAUGCUUAUAUGUGUGUAUAUUGUCGCUGAGUGUAAAGUCAUCAAGAACAACAAUGAAGUGGCGAUACAGUAUCUGCAGAAAUACGGUUUUUUUAACGAGACGAUGGAUACGUUUGCCACCAGUGAAGAUCAGCUGGUUCUUCGACACGCUAUCAAUCUCUUUCAAGAAUAUUACAGAUUACCUGUCACUGGUAAAGUGGACAACGCAACUCUAAGCCUGAUAAGUAAACCGCGAUGCGGUCUACGUGACAUAUUGAAUUUCGGAGAGGGCAAAGUUAUACCUAAGUGGCCGAAACGACACUUAACGUGGAAUUUUCACUUGGCCAACAGAGCGUUCUUGGAUACAACUCAGGCAGCGUUCGAUUUGUGGCAGACACAUUCGUCGCUAACGUUUGAACGUGCUGUUGAAAACCCAAAUAUUCUGAUAUCGUUGCGCAAAGGCCAUCAUAUGUUCCUCGAUCGUCGAAACGGUGAAUUGUGCUCGAGCGUUUUGGACGGUCCCGGCGGCACGUUGCCUCACGCGUUCUAUCCCAAUGGAGCGUCGAAUUUCACGUCGGAGGUUCACGUCGACAGGACGGAACAGUGGCAUAUAUAUCUCGAUGUGGGUCCACAAAACAAAUAUAAUUUGCUGUACGUGUUGACUCAUGAAAUCGGUCAUUCGUUAGGGUUAGAUCAUAGUCACGACGCUACGUCGAUAAUGUAUUCAUUCAUACCCGACAGUACUUUUCCUGUCACACUAAAUACCGAGGACAUUAUAAACAUACAAAAUCUGUACGGCGCUACGGAUACUGACGUGUUACCGAAAACGACUCCCAGACCGCCACCACCACCACCAUCACCACCACCACCAUCACCACCACCACAGCCAACACCAAGCGUUCCACCGGAUCUGUGCGCCUUGAAACGUGUUGAUGCGAUAUUACUGUUGGAACAACGAAUGUACGUAGCGUACGGAAAACACAUAUGGGUGAUUGACAUAGAUGGAAAGACCUACAGAGAACCUCUGCUGCUUUCACACUACAUGUCAUUCAUUCAUUCAAACUUCACGCGCAUUUCAGCCGCGUAUCAAACUCCAUCCGAUCACUUGAUUCUAUUCGUUGACGAUAGAAUCUAUAAAGUGAACUACCCAGACUUCACGCUAGUACCAACGUGGCCGAGAACUCUCAAAGACUUUGGAAUUCCUAUGGAUGCAAAAAUAGACGCUGCCGUGAACACUAACAAAGGAAAGUCUUACGUGUUAUACAAUAGAUAUAUACAAUAG